Messenger RNA from Cuscuta campestris, 2007 nucleotides. Lineage: Eukaryota; Viridiplantae; Streptophyta; Magnoliopsida; Solanales; Convolvulaceae. The record is from the annotation of a GenBank genome assembly.
GAUUCAGACCAAACUUUCUUUGAUUCCCUACUUGACGGGUAUGACUAUGUCUGCCCGAAGGAUGGUUGGAACUUAAAGAGUUCGGAUGAACUUUUCGUAAGUGAUGACGAGGACUCUUUCAUGGGGGAAGGUACGGUUGUAAUCAUUCAGCCACAAAUAGAUAGUCAGCCUAUUGAAGACAAGGAAGAAUUCAAUAACGCUAUGAAGGCCAACGAUGUGGAUCAACUAAGGAGACUUACGCCACCGCCCGUCUAUCUAGAGUCUCCUCCUUUUAUCCUGUUGCCGCCAAGCCGCAGGGACGAGUCAAGGAUCCUGGACCUUGACCGAGCAAAGAUUCAAACAAGGUGGCAUCAGAAGAGAGUCAGAAGGGCCAAACUUUAUGACUCUCGGAUCGGAAAGUCGCGGAAAAAGUGGAUGCCUCAUCGUCCUUCUUACCCUACUGUGGACCGUAAUGAGGUCCAACUGAUUGAUGCUGCUUCUAGGACGAGGUUCGGUGAGUGGGGACACUCACGGGUGUUACACGAGUCGGUGUGUCUGGCUCAGGAUACACUGACGGACUAUGGCUAUGCAGAGGAGAUGGAGGAGCUGCUUGAGGGGACCAGAUGGCAGCGCUUGUUUAAGAUGAGGGCAGAGUCUAGCCUACCACUGACCAUCGAGUUCUUAUGCUCGAUAUCUGCUGUCCCGGAGAUUGAGUCACGACAGAUGACUCAUAGUUUGAUCACUACUGAUACCACGUUUGCCUUCACUCUUGCGGGCCAGUCGUUUCAGUUGACAGUGAGAGAGAUGGCUAUUCGUCUCGGGAUCUACACCCAGGAGGAGACCGAGCAGCCUGAGUUCUACGACGAUCCCUUUUGUCUUCUCGCAGAUUUUGAUGCUAUAGCUUUCUGGAGGGAGCACUCAUCUGACGACAAGGAGUUCGUGAACAAGAAGAGUAAGGCACGCUACUGGAUUCGGCCUAGCUGGAGGAUCCUAUCUUUUGUUCUUUCGACAUCCUUUUUUGGGAGGCCGUCGAACACUGAUAGGGUCUAUGAGGAAGAUAUGUUUGUCUUCUGGAGCUUGCACGACCGCCAGCCGGCGAACGUGGCUGUGUACCUGGCCAGAUUCUUAUACUCCCAGUCCUACGGGUGUAGAACGCACUUGGUUUGUGGGUUUGUGAUUACUUUGCUCUUUCGCUCCCUCGUGGGGGACGCACCCAUCCCACAGCCUGUGCAGUUGAUGAGGGAUUUAGAUGUCGGCAUGCUCCGGAAUGCUCACAUCCACCGGAGACUCUUUCCUAGCUCUUCCGAGAGCACUACGGCCUCUACUGGCCGCACUUCACAUGAGAUUGGAGAGUCAUCCGGUCAGUCAGAGAGAUCGUCUCAGCGCCUUCCUCGUCGACGACCUACCAGAGCACAGUUGGCUCGUGCUCAGACGGAGGUAGCACCGGCAUGGGCCCAGCAGCUCUUACAGAACCAGAACACACUUAUGCAGUCCGUUGCGGCACUCCAGCAGCAGGUGCAUGGUUUAGACAGGAUACGUGAGGCAUUGGGUUUCGAAAACCCGACAAACCUCCCUCCGCGUCAGCAGCAGCCCAGAGAUGACGAUCCCUCCACCUCUCGGCCUCCGCAGUGAUCUCCUACUUUCUUCAGAACUUUUUUAUCUUAUUUGAGCUGGAAUUGAUGACUUGACUGGUUUAUUUGGAUUCCUGUUUGACUUCUCCUGGUAAACUUUUAUGGUUAUGCUUAUUUACUAUUUCAAUCAUCAUUUUGAAUAUGUUACAUAUGCAACCAUCUUAGUCAUCAUAUCCUUGGUAUUUCAACCAAAAACUCUACUCUGAAACACUUUUUUUGCCGCGAGGACGCGGUUCCGUUCAAGUGUGAGGAGAAUGUGAAUUAUUGGUUGAAAUAUUCUGGGUUAGAAUUGUUUGGUUUGCAUAUUUGUAGGUAAAGAUUUUAUAAGUAUGGUCAUCAACUCUUUUGUUUAAAUAAUUAAGUUUUUAGUUAUCACCCAUAAAAACUGGGAAUUUUU